CCGAUUCAUAUCUGUGCCUCGCUCUGAUUUGGAGGAAAGGAUACAGCAACGGCGCUUUCAGUGUCUCGUUUUUCAGUCGCCUUCUGCGUCGCCAGCAAUCGCACAAUUGCAUCCUGCAAAUCCCUGUCGCGCCGUUCUGCCUGCGGCUCUCUCGCUUCGGCUUUGAGGCACGUUGCUCGGCAGCGAACUGCUUCCUCUCCGUCGAAGUGACAUCUCCAAGCUGCAAGUAUAGUCCGUGAUGCGUGGACGUCUGGUUCGUCUCCAGAGGUCCUGAUCCUUGCCGAGGCGCGUGAGUGAGACGCCACAGUCGUCUCCGAAAUCCCCUCUCGCGCUCCGUCGGUGGUGUCGCUCUCUAUGACAAACCCCAAGUCGAUCUUCACAGCACCCGAGGAAUUUCUUCCAGCGUCACGCCAGUCCGCCAUCAAAUCGCCCUCGCGUCGUGUUGCCUCUGCCAACUCGCCGCCGACCUCGCCGUCCCGCGAAGCACCACCACAGCUCAACAAGGGUGAGGGAAAGAGACAGCACGGGACCGUGGCAUGGACGCAAGCCCUCGCAACUGAGCCUCCCCUCGCACCGGGACCUUCUACGACUGUAGCGGCCAGCGGUAGCGACAGGACUGACUUUGUGCCUCCGCCUGCGCAGCUCGCUGGCGUCAAACGCACCUACGACAAGGUCACGCAGCCCGACGACACAUCUUCGCAGCGCCAGCAGCCGCAACACAAGAAGUCCCGGCUAGAGCGCGUCCAUCAAAUCGGCUCUCUGGAGCUCCCGCGACCCCAGCUACAGCAGCAAGCGCCCCCCGGACACCCGCCAUCUCCGCUUUUCUUCUCGAACACGUCGAACGCCCGGCCGCCUCUCCCACCGAGAUUCUCGAGCGGGGAGGCCGCCGAAAGAAUGUUGAGACAGGCGGAUGCGGAAGAGGCCAAAGUCAAGACCGUCAAGCUUGCGAGAGUGCCGUACAACGGGAGCAGUCCGCCGGGCAUUGGGCUUGUGAGCUACAGGAGUACACCAAGCGCCUUGCAAGAUGAGGGCUCGCCUGAGGCUGAGGACAGCAGGGCUCAGUCGUCGCUGUUGUUGAGCCAAGUUGGAGUGGCCGAGUUGCUCGAGCAGGACAGCCGGCCGACAUUGAUAAUUGACCUUAGCGAUGCUGCGAAUUAUGCGCCCGGUGUACUUAGAAUCAUUUUUGCCAAUUCUUCCCUUCGCUCAAAUCCUGCUCUGUAUGAGGCUGUAAGAGGACGACCUUCGGCCGUAUCACCCAAGGCGGAUCCAGCGAAAAGCUUUGCGCUCUUCCAAGCCUGGAUCACUAGCGCCGCGAUCAACGGCGAAUCCUUAGAUGUCGCCCUCCCCCCCUUUGUCCAUGGAGGGGUUUCUUGGUCCUGCUCAACGCUGAGAAAACGUCUGAGAGUUGCAAGCGCAUCCGCCGCCAUCUCCACCCCUCAUUCGACGGGCCCAGCAAGCACGGCUUCGCAGCAUACGAGGAUAUCAAGCGGCGAUGCAAACCCAACGACAAGCACAGGUUCCAUCCAGAAGACGUUGCAGGAGCCCGCUGAUUACUUUGGAAACGCUGUUCCGGAAACACAGGAGCCUACAACCAAGCCAGAACCUUCAUCAGAAGAAGUACCUCCGGCACUGCCCUCCACCGAACUUCAGGAAGCAUCUUCGUCUGCUCGAGAAACCACGCACGAAACAUCACAGAGUGAACCCUUGCCACUGAAUGGCGCGCAAACAAUUGCCCCUUCGGAGAUCUUGUCGUUGGGCAGUCAUCCAUCCUUGACAAAUGAGUGCGUACUCAGUGCUCAUGCAGCGGGUGGUGUUGAUAGAUUCGCUAGUCCCUCCCAAGAGGAUAUCGGCUUCUUCGAUUGGACGCGCCUCCCCUACAGCGAGAACCUACCACGACAUAUCAAAUUUGCGAGAAGCGUUGACUGGGCGUCAACGAGCCUCGGUCCCAUCGAGCUGUGGCCUCCAGAUCUGAGGCAGAUGUGCAACCUUAUCAUGGCGAGUCCGCAUCCGGCUGCUAUGUAUUGGGGGGACGAUCUUGUGGCUAUUUACAAUGAGGCAUACGUGCUUCUUGCAGGGCAAAAGCACCCGAAACUGAUGGGCCAGAGCUAUUCAGAGGCGUGGGCGGAGAUAUGGGACGAGGUCAAGGACGUGUUUGCCAACGCGCGGCAGACGGGUCAAGCUACGAUGAAAGAUGAUGACUGCUUGUUCAUUAAACGAUCGAACUUCCUCGAGGAGACAUAUUUUUCUUGGUCCAUCAUCCCCAUGGUCGGCGUAGACGGCACUGUGACUGGAUUGUACAACCCUGCAUUCGAGAAGACGCGCCGCAAGAUUGUUGAGCGCCGUAUGCUUACGCUGAGGGAAGUUGGCGAGCGCACGGCAACGGCGCGAGAUGUGAAAGGAUUUUGGAAAGCAGUCGGUGAUGCUUUGGAAAUCAACCCCAUGGACACUCCGUUUGUCUUGCUCUACUCCGUGAGCGAGGAAUCGGACAGCGACUCUUCUUCUAUUCAUUCAAGCAGCAUCAUUGGAACCAAGCAAUGCUACCUAGAAAAUGCCUUGGGCAUACCGAAGCACCAUCCGGUCGCGCCAGAGCAGAUUGACCUAAAGAACUCGAUGGAAGGCUUCGGCCCUGUGUUUCGGGAGGUCAUGAAGACGGACAAACCAGUGUUACUUCGGGUCGCUGGGACUGAAGAGGACGAGCCUGUCCUCGGUGCCGAAUAUGACGGACAAGUACUCGGUCAUGAGGUCGUCAUUGAAAAAGGGCCAGAAAUAUCUGCAUCUAUGCUCGAAGGCAUCGACUGGCGAGGCUUUGGGGAUCCAUGCCGCUCCGUCGUAAUUUGCCCUGUCCAUCCUACGACAGGCGAGUCGAUAUUAGGCUUUUUAGUUUUGGGAGUGAACCCACGGCGUCCGUACGAUGACGAUUAUGCUUUAUUCGUUCAGCUUCUUAGUCGACAGCUAGCAACGUCGCUCGCGUCCGUUGUCCUGUUCGAGGAGGAAAUCAGGAGAGGCCAGAGAGCAGCUAAGCUUGCAGCUCUUGACAGAAUCGAGUUAUCAGAACAGCUGGCUGCGAGGACUCAGGAGGCCAGGGACAGUGAAACACGCUUUGCUCGCAUGGCAGAGCUCAGUCCUGCCGCUCUUUUCAUUGCGAACUCGCAAGGCCAAAUCAUCUUCUGCAACGAGGCUUGGUACGAGAUUACUCGUGUGCCAAAAGAUUCAACGAGUACAGAUCGUUGGAUUGACGCGGUCAGCGAAACGGAUCAGCCGCGAGUGCGUCAGCUGUGGUUCGAUCUUGUCGAGAAUUGCAAAGCAUUCACCGCAGAAGUCAGAUUCAAAGCCCAAUGGCACGAUCGACAUGGCACGACUACCGACACAUGGGUCCUUUUCAGCGCCUUUCCUGAAACCUACUCCGAAGCAAUAGUUGCUGGACCCAAAGGGAAACUGAAAUCAGUUUUCGGCAGCUUAACGGACAUCAGCCAGCAAAAAUGGGCAGAAUCCUUCCAGAAGCGGAAAAUGGAGGAGGCUGUCGAACUCAAGCGGCAGCAAGAGAACUUCAUCGACAUCACAAGCCACGAGAUGCGUAACCCGCUGUCUGCGAUCUUGCAGUGCGCCGAUGAGAUCAAGACGAGGCUCAGCGAGUUCAAAGAGUCUCAGGCUACGGAGAUCGAGCAGACCUUAGUUGAUGACAGCAUUGAAGCCGCUCAAACGAUCAUGUUCUGCGCCCAGCAUCAAAAGCAGAUCGUGGAUGAUGUUUUGACACUCAGCAAGCUUGACAGCCAUAUGCUCAUGGUCACGCCAAUUGACGUACAGCCCGUGUCUGUGGUAGAGAGAGCAUUAAAGAUGCACGAGAAUGAGAUCAAAAGCGCCGACAUCACGAUGCGUUUCGUGGUUGACGAGUCGUACAAGGCGUUGGGCAUUGACUGGGUCAGAUUUGAUCCGCAGAGAGUCUUGCAAGUGCUCAUCAAUUUGACGGGCAAUGCCAUCAAGUUUACAGCUGGAAGGGAGACUAGAAUCAUCACAGUCACGAUUGCUGCGUCAGAAGAGAAACCAAGCGGACACAAUCAGCUUGUUGAAUACUUUCCGAGUCGCAAGAAUGAAACCGAACUGUCUUCCUCAGUUGCUAGCGCGGAUUGGGGUACCGGGAAAGAUGUCUAUAUCCAGUUCGCCGUGCAGGACACAGGCCGGGGUUUAAACAUGGAAGAGAAGAAGAUGCUCUUCAUGCGAUUCUCGCAGGCCAGUCCUCGAACGCAUAUUCAGUACGGAGGCAGUGGGCUUGGACUCUUCAUCUCUAGAGAAUUGAGUGAACUGCAAGGAGGAGAGAUCGGUGUCGCAAGCGAAGCUGGUCGAGGCAGUACCUUUGGCUUUUACGUUCGAGCGCGGAGGUCUGCGAAGCCCACCGACACCGAAUCGCAGUUCCCGGAACUCGUAAAGUCACUCACAGCGGAGACGAAGACCAAACGUAGUGGAAGCGUCAGGAGCAAAGAUACGAUGAAAGGAAGUAAGCAAGCAGGUAGAGAAAACAUUGUCCUUCUCAUUGUCGAAGAUAACCUGGUCAAUCAGAAGGUGCUUCAGAAGCAACUGAAGAAUGUGGGCUUCAAGGUAAAUGUCGCCAAUCACGGCGGCGAGUGUUUGGAACAGCUCAAAAAAAGUCAGUUCUGGAAAGACAAGAAUGGCCAAGGCGAACCCCUAAACGUGGUCCUCAUGGAUCAGGAGAUGCCUGUCAUGGAUGGCUUGGAAUGCACCAAGAGAAUCAGGGAAUGGGAGAAGGAUGGAAGCCUUGCCCGACACGUGCCCAUCAUCGGAGUCACUGCGAACGCCAGAGCAGAGCAAAUAGAGACGCUUCUUGUUGCGGGCAUGGACGACGUCGUCUCCAAACCAUUCCGGAUUCCAGAGAUUGUGCCAAAAAUCGAAGAAAUAUGCGAGAAAUUCUCGGCUCAAACUGACGGCCAAAGUGUCGCCGCAAGCUCCGGUUAGCGAGUGCAAAAACAUGACGCAGAGACUUGUACAACAUAGACAUGGGUGGAAGAAUUGCACCCGAUCAAUUAACUUCAGGGAACAUGCACACAUUGUGAUUUUUUUUUGUUCAAUACAAGAGCGAGGGGGUUAGUUUAUAGAAGCAGCAGUACAUACUCUUUUUUUUGUUUUUUUGAAACGAGCAUAGCGCCAAGGUGUGGGUAGACGGUUGGGCGCAAAGUACAUAAAAUGUGAUUUACACGAAGCUCAUUGAGAUGAGGCUCAUAAUCGAAAUCUAAUCAGCAUCUUUACAAGA
Verruconis gallopava is the source of this 5263-nucleotide messenger RNA. RefSeq lists its product as uncharacterized. The coding region runs from base 355 to 4968 and encodes 1537 amino acids. The record is from RefSeq and is a predicted model, not a curated record. Lineage: Eukaryota; Fungi; Ascomycota; Dothideomycetes; Venturiales; Sympoventuriaceae. The transcript is spliced from 5 exons. Gene Ontology annotation, biological process: phosphorylation; phosphorelay signal transduction system. Gene Ontology annotation, molecular function: phosphorelay sensor kinase activity.